Echinostoma caproni is the source of this 402-nucleotide messenger RNA. The record is from the annotation of a GenBank genome assembly. NCBI's taxonomy places the organism in Eukaryota, Metazoa, Platyhelminthes, Trematoda, Plagiorchiida, Echinostomatidae.
AUGCGUGAUGAAGAUUUGGUUCUGACCGGAAUACGACUACAAGACAGAACCAGUUCGGCGGACACAGCGCAAAGUUUUAAUAUCGCACCGGCUUUGGGUCUAGUCGCCCCAGAGAUUUUGGCGGAAGAGAUCUCGUUGAAGGCCAAGCGUGAGUCGGAACGUCGAGAAGCAAAGGCACGUUCCGAUGCAUCUCGCAAGGAGGCUGGCGCGAAACCUCCGAGUGAAAUGUUUCUGAAUCAAUUGGAAAAAUAUUCCCGGUUUGAUGAUAAGGGUAUACCAACUCAUGACGCAUCUGGAAAGGAAAUCGCCAAGAGUCAACUGAAAAAGUUACAGAAGCUGUAUGAUGUACAAAGCAAACGAUACGCUGCUUACCUCAAACUAAAAGAGAAGAGGGAGUUGUAG